UGCGUAUUUGUUCAAGAAUAAUAAAAAUGACUAAACCGUUUACAGCCUACAAAUCUGAACACAUCAUUACUGAAAUUUGUUUUCUUUGCAUUAAUAAUGAAACCUUUUUGAAAAAGUUAUUUGUUAAACAAACUAAUCCAUGUUUAUUUAACGUCAAUGAAGAAAUCUUUGCUUUGCAAGGUAGAAAAACGAAAGAACUAAACGUUUGUAAGAAAGAAAAGCGGUUUCAGUAGGUAGAGCUACUAUCCUAACACAGCUGCCAUUAAGUGUGUUUAUAAUCAUGAAAAUUCUCACAAUACUACUCUUUAUUUCUCUCGUUCUGAAUUCAAUUGCUGGAGGGAUACAAAACGAUGAACCGAUAAUCACGAAUUGUUCCGAUCUCCUCUCGUUUGUCUCAUACAUACAAACAAUAUUUAUCGACACGGGUGAAGCUACCGAUUCUUCGUUAAAAACUUGUCUGCUAAAAAAUAUUCAAGACGACCAAGCCGUUACGGUUAUCAAAAUAAAAGAGAAAGAAAAGGAUUUCAUGAUCGAUUUCACCAAACCAUUGUUUCUGACCAGCGACAUGCCUGCCAUCACGAUUUUGAUAGAUAGAUUAUCAUUAGACUUAAUCGACGCUCCCUUUAUUCAGAGCAUGUUUAUAUCCUAUUGGUCGAUAAUCUCUUUCGUAGUAACCAGUGAAGAACAGUUUAAGUGUGAUGGAUUAAUUAUGAAUUCAGAAGAUCGGACGCUUUUGGAAGAGUUUAUGAACAAAAUUUGGUUGAAAUUCCGAUUCAUGCUUGUUGGCGUGGCAUUUCCCUUUGCGUGCCAAAAUACGUAUGCUGGAUAUCAUGGAAAAACACAAUCUAAUACAAGUUUGUACAAUAGACCCAUCAAAUUGUUUUACGCCGAACGUCCCAUUGACGUCCGCGGAGUUUUUAUGAAAGCAGGAAGGCUACUAGCUGAGCAGUAUCCGAUACGAGCAAGCAUAUUUUUUAGAUAUCCAACAUCUAUAACUACUUGUAAAGACACGCUUUACAUUCGGCGGUUUGAUCGAGACCUCACAUACGGCUUCUGCGGACUAGAUGGUAUGGUAAUGCAUGACGUACUGAAAUACCUCAAGUUUAAUUUAACAUUUUCUGAAGACGAGAGCUGCAUCAAUUACGGCUAUGUAAAUUCUGGAAACGUCAGUGGCAGUUUGGGCUGCAUCGCACGGAAAGAACUUGACGUAUCCUUUAAUUCAAGGUUUAUGACUUUUUAUUCCAAUGAAAAUGUUCAUUAUCUGUAUUAUGUUACAACAGAUUCUCUGUGUGCCCUGGUGAAGGAAUCUGAGGCAAUUCCAAUAUGGAUCGCAGCUUACAAUUUCUCUAAAUUCUCAGUAUUUUGCUUUCUAUCUUCUUUGAUAGUUGGCAUAGGACUACUUAUGUGGUUAAAAGGGUUCAUUGAAAAAAUGCUAACUGGCAGAAAGCCAAUGACCUUAUGUUUCUACGUUCAAGAUGCGAUCAAAUCCAGUACACUGGGAUAUACGCUGCGGAAUAAAAAAACAGUUUUAAGAAGCACGUGUUUGUUUCUCUCCAUAAUUAUAAAUGCGAUAUUUCAGGUCAGUUGAGAUACAUAGAUAGAUAAGAAAAUGCUAUCAGUUUCUCCUUACCUAUAUAAAUAAGGCUUUCUGCGCAAGAUACAUUUCAUACGAAUAUCUGAAGCCAUACUUGAACCACAGUAGGGUAAUUGUUAAAAAAAAACGACUUCUGUACUAAGGGACUUAAUUCUUGGUUUGCGGGGUUUUACAAACAUCAGGUCUCAUGCAUAAAUACUCAAGACAAGCAU
Trichoplusia ni (cabbage looper) is the source of this 1806-nucleotide messenger RNA. RefSeq lists its product as uncharacterized. The transcript has a single exon. The record is from RefSeq and is a predicted model, not a curated record. NCBI's taxonomy places the organism in Eukaryota, Metazoa, Arthropoda, Insecta, Lepidoptera, Noctuidae. The coding region runs from base 281 to 1588 and encodes 435 amino acids.